AUGCCAAUUAGAUGUACGACAAGCCCCAUGGAUUCAGUAAGCCGGUCUCUCGAUCAACCUGCCAAAAUACAAUCACCCCCAACGCUCCUCCUGUUAGAAAAUACCGGAAACGCGCUGCGCAGAUACACACAUGACGAUGUGACGUACCCUCCCGUUGAUCCUUCAUUCAAAUCACCUUUCCUUGGGUGGGAAUUGAAUGAGGUAGUUCGGUUUCUGCGUGAGUAUGCGACGGGAACUGUUGUGGAUGAGUCUGUGUUCCUUGUUGCGGAUCAGAGAACCGCGGAGGAUGAAUCGCUUUUAUUAGUGCAGAGUCUUAGGGAUGGGGAGUCGGUGGAGUUUGUAAGGGUUGCUGCCGAGUUUGUCAAUACUCAAGCGGUGGCUAUGGCUGUUGCUACGACUGAUGUGCAGGAGUUGCGGAGCUUGAUUGAUGAGGGUGGCGUGUUUAGAGGUGGGAGUGGUAGAGGUGGGAAUCUGUUGCCGAGAAAGGGAGGGAAGGCGCCGAGGAAACAGUUGUAG
Messenger RNA from Aspergillus oryzae RIB40, 516 nucleotides. RefSeq lists its product as uncharacterized. The record is from RefSeq and is a predicted model, not a curated record. The transcript has 2 exons. The coding region runs from base 1 to 516 and encodes 171 amino acids. NCBI's taxonomy places the organism in Eukaryota, Fungi, Ascomycota, Eurotiomycetes, Eurotiales, Aspergillaceae.